GAGCGCUCGCUCUCUCGGUCAGUCUACCCGAGGAGCUCGAACUGGCAAGACACGCGCAGCCGUCUGUCCGUACGACACACGCACGGCUCUCUCUCUCUCUCUCUCUCUCUCUCUUCUCUCUCCGUCAGUCUCGCUCGCUCACUCCCACGCAGCAGAGGACACUCAACGCUGGACCCGUUUUCUAACAAUAAGUGCGCGACAUGAGUGUGCAGUGAACGCGACUGCUGCUCAAACACACCGCCACACGGUUGCGCAUCGCCAGGAGGCAAGGCCAGCUGCGGAAGAGGAGCUCGGUGUCAGCGCGAGUCGCACCGCGAGGCAGCUGUAAUAAUGACUGUUCUAAGGAUGACGUCACCUGUGACACCGGCCUCGAGCAGUCCGCGAUCGGCGUCCGACCUGCCGAUCAUGAGGUCGGCCUCCGCCGCGCACCAGACACUCCGGCCGCCGGCGCAGAGGCUCAGCUUCUCCGUCGCGGCCCUCCUCGCCGACGACAAGAAGGACAGCGGCGGCGGCAACAACAACAACAACAACAAGAACAACAACAACAACAACGCGACCAGUGGCGUCAAGCCCUGCUCCCCGAGCGCGUCGCCGACGCACCAGCCGGCCGGACACCUGCUCCAGCACUACAGCCAGGAGCUGCAGCGCACCUCGAGCCUCAGUCCGACGGACCUCUCGGUGCAGUCGUUGCGCCACCAGCGCUACUCGCUGUCGCCCGGCCAGCCGCAGAGCCUGCACCAGCUGCACUAUCCCAAGUCGCCGACGAGCUCGUCCCAGGAGGAAGCCACCUCGAGGUGCUCGGAGGCCGACGACGACGUGGGCAGCCUCGUGGACGUCGAGGACAUCAGGGACUCCGAAGGCAGCUCCUGCACGCCCGCGCCCGUCAGGCCGACGCCCGCCUAUGUCGGCGGCUUCUCUAGCCUGGGCAACCUCUCCGGCAUUCCCAUGCACCCGGCCCUCUGGAGCACCGGACACCCGAACGUCGCGGCCGCCGCCGCCGCCGCUCAGGCCAGCUUCUUCCCGUCGCACUUCGCUCAUCAUGCCCCGCUCAAUGAAAACGGAGAGCCCGCCAAAAUCAAGUGCAACCUCAGGAAGCACAAGCCCAACAGAAAGCCCAGGACGCCCUUCACGACGCAACAGCUGCUCGCGCUCGAGAAGAAGUUCCGGGAGAGGCAGUACCUCAGCGUCGCCGAGCGCGCCGAGUUCUCAUCCUCGCUUCACCUCACGGAGACGCAGGUGAAAAUCUGGUUCCAAAACCGACGGGCCAAGGCGAAACGGCUGCAGGAGGCCGAGAUCGAGAAGCUGCGGAUGAGCGCAGUGCGGCAGCACCACACGGCCCUCUACGGCUCGCACCCGGGCCUCCUGGCCGCCUCGGCAGGCCUCUACUCCGUGGGCAUGCUGGGGCACCCUAGCCUCGCGGCAGCCUCACCACACAGUAUGGCCAGCGCGGCCGCGGCUGCGCAGCAGCAACAGCCCAGACUCAGGACGCCCGAGGAAUAAGACUGCAUCGAGCCUAUCUCUCUUACUCUGUACAUACUACGCGAAUAUACGCCUGUAAAUACGUUCAUUCUACGUCGCAUCCGAUCCUCCACGACGCCUCUGUGUGUGUGCGUGCGUGUGUGUGUUUGUGUGUGUGUGUGUGUGUGUGUGUGUGUGUGUGUGUGUGUGUGUGUGUGUGUGUUGAUGUAUCCGCGGUACACGCCAUUAUAUACUAUCGCUCGAGAAUUCUUCAUAUAUUGUACAUAGUCGCGACGCCAAGUCGCGGGGGAUUUCCAUUUUUGUAUAAAUGUAAACAACGCUUAGCAAGUAGGACAGAAUAUUUAAUGAUAAUAAAAGAAAUGACAAACGUACCGAUCACACGUAAA
Molecule: messenger RNA, 1865 nt
Organism: Nasonia vitripennis (jewel wasp)
Lineage: Eukaryota; Metazoa; Arthropoda; Insecta; Hymenoptera; Pteromalidae
Product: muscle segmentation homeobox
Exons: 3
Coding region: 331-1500 (389 amino acids)
Biological process (GO): regulation of transcription by RNA polymerase II; embryonic morphogenesis
Cellular component (GO): nucleus
Molecular function (GO): DNA-binding transcription factor activity, RNA polymerase II-specific; RNA polymerase II transcription regulatory region sequence-specific DNA binding
Source: RefSeq, a predicted model, not a curated record